This is a messenger RNA of Cyclopterus lumpus (lumpfish), 792 nucleotides long. RefSeq names its product iodothyronine deiodinase 3a (gene dio3a). The record is from RefSeq and is a predicted model, not a curated record. Gene Ontology annotation, molecular function: thyroxine 5'-deiodinase activity. NCBI's taxonomy places the organism in Eukaryota, Metazoa, Chordata, Actinopteri, Perciformes, Cyclopteridae. The transcript has a single exon.
AUGAAUACAAUUAAAUCCAUUAAAAAUGCAAUAGUCUGUCUCGUCUUGCUGCCCCGUUUUCUAAUGGCAGCAGUCAUGUUUUGGCUGCUUGACUUUUUAUGCAUAAGGAGAAGGGUUUUCUUAAGGAUGAAGGAGCAGGAGCUGGGGGGCGAUGCCAUCGAUCCUCCGCUGUGCAUAUCGGACUCCAAUCGUCUGUUCAGCCUCGAGUCCCUCAAGGCUGUGUGGCACGGCCAUAAACUGGACUUUCUGAAGGCAGCGCAUCUCGGACACGGAGCCCCCAACACCGACGUUGUUCAGCUGGAGGAUCAGCGGCGCAGCCGCAUCCUCGAUUACGCCAAAGACAAGAGACCGCUCAUCCUCAACUUUGGGAGCUGCACCUGACCACCGUUCAUGGCGCGUCUGAAGGCUUUUCAGGGAGUCGUGCAGCAGAACGUAGACAUAGCAGACUCGGUAGUUGUGUACAUCGAGGAAGCGCACCCCUCCGACGGCUGGAUGAGCACUGACGCGCCCUAUCAGAUCCCAAGACACCGGUGUCUGGAGGACCGACUAAACGCUGCGCAGCUGAUGCACCUGGAGGUGCCCGGCUGCCCGGUCGUGGUCGACAGUAUGGAAAACUCCUCCAACGCGGCGUACGGAGCCUAUUUCGACAGACUGUAUAUACUGCAGGAGGGAAAGAUAGUUUACCAGGGUGGCAGAGGACCCGAGGGGUAUCGGAUCACAGAGCUCAGAGACUGGCUCGAUCAAUACAGAGACAGGCUGGAGAAAUCCAGUAAUCUAGUUAUUAGUGUGUAG